Molecule: messenger RNA, 1281 nt
Organism: Malus domestica (apple)
Lineage: Eukaryota; Viridiplantae; Streptophyta; Magnoliopsida; Rosales; Rosaceae
Source: RefSeq, a predicted model, not a curated record
AUGGCCGGAGCAGCUUCCAACGACCAGGCUCUCUCUCUCCUUGCCACCGUCAACAACCACGGCGAUUUGGCCGUCAAGCUCUCGUCUUUGAAGCAGGCUAAGGAUCAUUUGCUGUCCCUCGAGCCCUCUUUUGUGGCCGUGAUAGUUACUGUCUGCCUUGUGCUUCCUCAUUACGACACCGUUCCUGGUCAGCUGGGUUUGUGGGUGACCUUUUGCAGAUACAAUGGCUCAGCUCAUAGAGGCCCAGCUUUAACACCCGCAGAAGUGUUGGUUUCCAUUCAUGGUAUUGUUCCUGAGAAUGAUGGACUUGCACUUAAGAAGAUAACAGAUGCUUGCUCAGCCUGUUUUGAGCAAAGCACAGUUUUCACGCAGGCGUUGGCAAAGGCCCUGAAUCAGAUGGUUGAUCAAACUCCUCUUCCUCUUCUCUUUAUGAGAACAGUUUUUCAGGCAAUAGAUGAUUUUCCUUCACUGGUUGAUUUUGUUAUGGAAAUACUUUCCAAACUUGUGAGAAAACGGGGGACAAGUGAUGUUCUAUAUGUAAGGUUUGGAUUCCUGAAAUGUGCGUCACAGACACAGCCACAUUCUUUCCAUGUAUUGUUACGGCUACCACCCCCACAACCUGAAAGCACUCUGAACAAAUAUGCGAACCUCAGAGGUCCCCUUGCCGCUUAUGCUAGCCAGCCUAGCGUAAAAGCUUCACUCUAUAGACCAAAACUUGCCGACCUUGGUCUAGAAAAUGAAACACAUUUGCAGCAACCGCAUGUGCCACCAUCGUUAUACCUUACAGACACAAGCUCAUCAGUUCACGGAGUGGACUCCAACGUGAUAAUUACAAAGCAACACAAGCUCAUCAAUUCAUGGAGCAACUCCUACGUGAUAAUUAGAAAGCGUUCGGACUCUCAAAAGUGACCGGCUAUGUACAGUACAAAUUGGGACAUCUGAUAUUUGAGAGCCACAAAUGUGGGAAGGAAGAUGUAGAUUGACCACGUAUAUGGCGUCUGAUUGCUUUCGGGUAUUUGAUCGCCGAUUGGUGGAACCUAACGAUGAAUCUGUCCGGCUGCAUAUGGAAAUAUCAGUUCUUCAGAAAUACAGGCAAGAAAGAAUAAGGAAGAAAAAAAAAAAAGAAUGUAUUGUAUCUGUCUUUUAUGAUUUAACCUUGUAAAUUUUGAUUCUCCAAUCUAAUCCGAGGACAGGUUUAAAUUUUGGGUCAUUAAAUAAUAGGCUCCUGUAAAUUGUAGUUGUAUUUAUUUUUUUAGUUUAGUUCAUAUUCUUUUGGUAUUU